AUGACGAGACGCAGCCCCGUUCAACGCCUGCCGCGACGGAUGACGAGGCGAAAUCGGUGUUCCGACUCGGUGCGAAGAUACCCCCAUUUUGGCCGGAAGAUGCUGCUUUAUGGUUUGCCCAAAUUGAAGGAGGACAUUCCGUUGGACGUGCUAGCAACGAUAGCAGACAGGGUGCACGAGGUCGUCGUUCCAGCAGUGCCAGCACCGCACGUCGCGGCUACCAGCAGCCGGACGACGUCACACACAACUAUGACGCAAGGUAGCAGUGAACUGGAAAGGCAAGUAGCAGCACUGACCCAGCAGGUAGCAACAUUGAUGGCAGAACGACACACCGGUCGCCGCAGCCGUUCUCGCAGCACCCAGAACUGGAGGUACCGCAACCGUUCUCGCUCUCGCUCACGCUCAGGCAAGCAGAAUCCUGAUCAUUGUUGGUACCAUAACUGCUUCGGAAACAACGCAAAGAAAUGCGAAGAUCCUUGUUCUUAUAGCAAGGGAAACUCCAACGGCAGUCGCUGA
Messenger RNA from Cydia amplana, 516 nucleotides. RefSeq lists its product as uncharacterized. The coding region runs from base 1 to 516 and encodes 171 amino acids. The record is from RefSeq and is a predicted model, not a curated record. The transcript has 2 exons. NCBI's taxonomy places the organism in Eukaryota, Metazoa, Arthropoda, Insecta, Lepidoptera, Tortricidae.